Molecule: messenger RNA, 434 nt
Organism: Echinops telfairi (small Madagascar hedgehog)
Lineage: Eukaryota; Metazoa; Chordata; Mammalia; Afrosoricida; Tenrecidae
Gene: GPHA2
Product: glycoprotein hormone subunit alpha 2
Exons: 3
Coding region: 1-423 (140 amino acids)
Biological process (GO): cell surface receptor signaling pathway
Cellular component (GO): extracellular region
Molecular function (GO): hormone receptor binding; hormone activity
Source: RefSeq, a predicted model, not a curated record
AUGCACACCCAGGUAGAGGUCCCUCCACUGCAGGUGCCCAUGGCGUGCUCCCAAACCCUGCUCCUCUGCUUGCUGGCCCUGGCACUCCACGGAGGCUGGGGUGGGGCGGCCAGCACCCCAGGCUGCCACCUGCAUGCCUUCAACGUGACGGUGCGAAGUGACCGCCAAGGCACCUGCCAGGGCUCCCACGUGGCACAGGCCUGCGUGGGCCACUGCGAGUCCAGCGCCUUCCCCUCUCGGCUCUCCGUGCUGGUGGCCAGUGACUACCGCCACAACAUCACCUCUGUCUCACAGUGCUGCACCAUCCGAGGCAUGAGCAAGGUGAAGGUCCGGCUGCAAUGCGUGGGUGGCCAGUGGGAGGACCUGGACUUCUUCACGGCCAGGACCUGCCAGUGCGACAUGUGCCGCCUCUCGCGACACUAGACACUCCUGGU